UAAAAUUCGACAUUCGUAUAAAAGGGAGACCGAGAACUAUCCGAGCAUAAGCUUAGUUUCUUCUACGAAGCAAACAACCAACCCAACCAACCAACCAUGUUCAAGCUGGCUGUCCUCGCCGCCAUUUUGGCCGUCGCUGUUGCCGCUCCCGGAGGUCUUACUGGCAUCGCCAUCAGCCCUGGAACCGGUCCGAUCCACGCUCCCCAAGUGGUCUCUGCUGCAGUUCCCGUAGCUGCUGCUCAUGUCGUUGCCCAACCUGUGGCCCCGGUUGUCCACCAGACCCCCAUCGUUACCAGGACCGUCCUUAACCAUGCCGCUUAUGCCGCACCUCUUCUCCAUGCUCCUCUUCAUGGUUAGACAAUAGCAUCGACGAUAAAUCUCCAACCUACCAACUACCACCAAAACAACCAACCAACCAACCAACCAACCAAUCAACCAAUCAACCAACCAACCAACCAACCAACCGUCAUGACGAGACAAGACCAACCCCUGAGACUACACAACAUCCCUCAUAUCAUCUGGAAGCCUCGUUGAUUGCGUUCUCGUGUGACGAUGGGAAAGACCAUAGGCUCGGAGAAACACACAUAAAAAAAAAACAACAAAAAAAGACGAAACGAACUUCACACCACCCUUUGAACCACCACCACCACCACACCACUACCACACACCUAUUCCAACCACCCACCUACCCACCACCCCUCUUCAAGUCACCAACAAAACACCGACACCAACGACCACGACCAGGACAUUCCCCAGUUCAUCCGACGGAAAAUGGUUAUGGAAAAGGAUAAAUUAACCAAUGAAAAUUUAUGUGGAAGAGGACUUCGAAUCGGCAUAUCUGGCAAUCCGACGAAUUACCAACAUUGGCACGGCCUAAUUUUCGUUUUAAUUUUUCAUUCUUGGAGAUUCGUCAUCGCUGAAAUUCGAAUAUUCGUACGACUAUCUUCCCACAUUUCCACCCCCCUGUUCACACCCCACCCUCAUCUCGAUCCCUACCAACUUUCAUAUGGAAUUUUAAUAAAAUUUUAAUUAUAAAAAAAACAA
Messenger RNA from Vespula pensylvanica (western yellowjacket), 1044 nucleotides. RefSeq lists its product as uncharacterized. The record is from RefSeq and is a predicted model, not a curated record. The coding region runs from base 97 to 357 and encodes 86 amino acids. NCBI's taxonomy places the organism in Eukaryota, Metazoa, Arthropoda, Insecta, Hymenoptera, Vespidae. The transcript has 2 exons.